UCUUAAGCGGUUAGUAAGAGGAGAUACAUUUUUUAUCAUUCAUUCCUAUGGAAACACAUCGAGUGUCUGUUUUGGAAUUGUAUUCAGAUUCGAUCGAAGAUUGGGAAGCACUGUUCAGUCAAUUCAGAAGUAUCUAUCCACACGAGUACCUCUUGAAACGAAACGAAUGUGACGGCUACUUUUUGCUCGGAUCGAGUGACAACGAAAUCAUGCAAUCCAUAUCAAAGAUGUCGUCGUUGCAGACGAAUAAGGAAAUUUUGAUUAUCGUGAAUAACAAUGUUUCUGGUGAUUCAAAUAUAUUCGAUGGUUCUAUGUACGAAGAUGCGAAUGUAAAUAUAGUUUCUUUGUCCGGGAUAUGGAAAUUAUCAGAGAAUUACUUGAAACCUCGAGUAUUUACCAAACUCGAAAGGUACGAAGAAAUGGUGCACGAUUAUAAUAAAAUCGAUUUCCAAGGCAAAGAAAUUCAAGUUUGCAGCAUAUACAGACCACCCAUGACUUAUUUUAAUCGUACGAUUAAUAAAACAAUCGACGGUUCGGAAGUCGAAGUUUUCAUAAUGGAUCAUGAGUUGGAAAGGGACGGUAUCGAAAUGCAAUUGUUCUUGAUCAUGGCAGAGAAACUAAAUUUCACCUGGACGAUAAGAAAACCAAAAGGAAACUAUAGGUAUGGCAGACGAAUCAAUGAAACAGUAUGGCAAGGUGGUAUGAUAGAAAUGUUGCGUAAUAAACAGGUAGACAUGGCAUUUGGUAGUAUUUGGUUAACAUACGAUCAGCAUGCAUUUAUUAAUUUAUCAGAAGCUUGGUACCAAGUGUACCUACAUUUCUUGGUACCUCGUCCACGUCGAACGACGAGCUUUUGGGCACUAACUAGACCAUUUUCAGAAAACGUUUGGUACCUAUUAGUAUCUGCAAUAUUCUUGCACAGUAUUUACACCUGGGCCCGUGCUUGGCUCGAUCCAAAAUUUCCAAAACGGUUCCGAAAUUUCCUAAUUACUCUGACGGACCUAAUUGGCUGUUUGCUGAGCAGCUCGGUGCCGAAAACUAUGGCGAACAACAAACUACAGAUACUUCUCUGGCAGACCGCUGGCUGGUUAAUAAUUACUGCUUAUUGCAGCAGCCUCGCCGCCUGGCUCGCUGGUUCUGAAUACGAGUCCAGAAUCGAUUCCAUCGAACAGUUUCUCGCUUCGAAUUUACGCUGGGGAGAGAUGGGACAACCGCCACCGUUCCGUGAUUACUUCGAUCUCACGGAUCCAUACGCGUCACAACUUCCAAGUAAAUACAUUAAUAUAGAAAACAACACGCAAGUGCAGGCGUUAAUUAAAGAGGGCAAUUUCGCGAUAAUAGGAAGGAUCGUAGACACGAGCUUCUUUCCGGAUGACUAUGUAACCAACGACGAUGUUAAGGAUGAUGAGGCACUCGGUGGGUCACUAUUACGCUGCGUUUGCUGUUCAACCGUGGCUUUUGAGACCCAUAAAUAGGAUAAUAAUGUGGCUGAAAGAAACUGGAAUCACUGUCUGGCAUUUACGUAACGUCAUUCGCAGACGGGACAACUAUAACCUUCGCGAAGUUCGCUUGGAGCAUGACGGAUAUGAUGGAAGCGUACAGG
Molecule: messenger RNA, 1603 nt
Organism: Osmia lignaria (orchard mason bee)
Lineage: Eukaryota; Metazoa; Arthropoda; Insecta; Hymenoptera; Megachilidae
Source: RefSeq, a predicted model, not a curated record